Molecule: messenger RNA, 588 nt
Organism: Hylaeus volcanicus
Lineage: Eukaryota; Metazoa; Arthropoda; Insecta; Hymenoptera; Colletidae
Exons: 1
Coding region: 1-588 (195 amino acids)
Source: RefSeq, a predicted model, not a curated record
AUGAAAAUAGCCAUAAUGGGAACAUUACACCAUUUGUGUUCCACAAAUGAAAAUCCGAUUCAUGACAAUUGUCCGAUCGGAGCCGACAGCUGGUGCGAGUGGCGGAAGACUCAGGCGGCAGGUCAAGAAAAAUUGUUUAACCAUCCACCCCCACUUCACCCAGAUGUCGGUAAACACAUACAACCAAUUUACGAAGAACGUUCGAAGGAAGACCUGCUAAUUCGAUGUUUAGGUGGCCAUACCCAGAAUUCGAACGAAAGCUUCAAUUCUACAGUCUGGCGCCUAGCACCGAAACAUUUAAAUUCAGGCAUAAAAAUUAUCGAAAUUGCCGCUUUCAUUGCUGCCAGCAUUUUUAAUGAAGGGUACUCGUCCAUCCUACGAAUAAUGAACGCACUAGAAAUAAACGUUGGACAACAGAGCAAAUUUUUUGCCGAUACGCACGACGCGCAACGAAUCUCGAGGCAAGAGUGUCGCAGAUCAAGCAGCACGAAGGAGGCUCGAAUAGCUCGCAGACUGCUUCAAAUGCAACAAAACAAGUUUCAUGAGGAAGCGGAAGGCUUGCUGUAUGGGCCUGGUAUAGGAGAUUAA